Messenger RNA from Balaenoptera ricei (Rice's whale), 1793 nucleotides. Its product is annotated as NIF3-like protein 1. The transcript is spliced from 3 exons. The record is from RefSeq and is a predicted model, not a curated record. Lineage: Eukaryota; Metazoa; Chordata; Mammalia; Artiodactyla; Balaenopteridae. The coding region runs from base 1059 to 1514 and encodes 151 amino acids.
UCCUGCUACAAAAAAGUUACUGAAUUAUCCAUCCACUCUGGCAGCCAACAGCAGAAAUCCUACUCUAUUACUACUACGCUUCUUAGUAACUGCUGAUACUAUCCCACUGCCACUGGAGUACUUCAUUCCAAAAGGCGGCACGUGGUAUGACACUAUUUCCAAAAGGCAAGAGCAUAAUUCAGGGACAUCGCAUACGGAUGUAAGCGACGUGCCCCAAGAGACACAAACUUGAAAGGCAGAUUAUUUAGGAAACGGUGGAGACGCCCAGAGUAAGUAAAGAGGACCUAUGUUUAGUGGCCUCGAAGUCACUGCUGCGAGGAUCUGGAAGCUGCUUCAUUCAGCAAAGCGUGUCAGAAAGAAUCCCAGGACAAGCAAGCGUCAAAAAAAAUGAGGCUCUUUGUGCUUGACUUGGGGGCUGGACCUGGAGAGCUAACCCUAAGCUGCUGCGACACUAAAGGCAGAUAAACAUUCCGGUGCUACCUAAACGGCGGGGAAGACAUCUCAGAUACUCCUGGUGACAACAGACGGGCCGGAGCUCGGCCUCGGAUUCCCCAGUGGGGGCGGGGAGAAGAGAGGCAGGAAGGGACCGGACUAGACGACGUUCCGGGCGAAAACACUUCGAUUAUUAGAGGCACGCCUGAACGGCAGGAGGAAGCCGGUUCCAGAGGCUCCUCGCACUCUCCUCCUCAAGGGUCCCGAGAGCCGGAGAGAGCCGAGGAGGAAAUUCCCAAUCCCGUCAUAGACGCCCCCGGGAUGCAGGCCCUUCUUACCCGCCGCUUCCCCUUCCCGCUGGCGCCCGCUCAGGCUCUGCGUGCGCAGUCGCGAUAAGCUAGCGCACAGACGGGGCGGGGAAAGUCCGGCGGGGUGACACGGCGCGGGUGACUGGGCAGUGCGGACUGCUGAGGGCUUGAGGCGAGGCCCGGCCGGCUGAGGGGGCCUCUCCACUCCGCUGGCUGGGCGGGUCUGCGCGUGCGCACUGCUCUUUCGCUCACGGGGAGCGGCGGCUCUUGGUGCGGCGCUGCUGUGGCGCUGGGCUCGUGCUUGACUCCCGGCGGGCAAUGGCCUUUGGCCAGCUUAAGCUCCCGCCUUCUGGGGCUGGCCGGCUUGCCCUUUCCACGCCGCCUACCCUCUCUCGAUUCUUGGGGCGUCUCAGGCAGCCAGCGAGCCUCAGUGCUAAUGAAAGAGUCGGGAUCUGCUCUCCUCACACAGCCUAUGACGCUGCUCCCCAGGAAGUCAACAACUGGCUGGCUAAAGGGCUUGCAGUUUCCACCUCCAGGCCCAUCCAUCCUUCCAAAGCUCCUGAAUGCCCCACGGAGGGAAAACACAGAGUAGAAUUCAAUGUUACCCACACCCAAGAUCUGGACAAAGUCAUUUCUGCAGUGAAAGGAAUUGCAGGUGUAUAUGUCACGUCUUUUUCUGCUAGGUCGGUUUACAAAGCAGCAUACUUCUCAUUUGCAUGUGGGUCCCUGAGGAGGAGAACUAUGGGAUUUUUUCAAAACAAAGAUGUUCCCUGACCAGGGAUCGAACCUGUGCCCCCUGCAAUGGAAGCACGGAGUCCUAACCACUGUACCACCAGGGAAUUUCCUUCAUUGUCUCUUUUAAUGAACAAAAAUUUAUAAUUUUACCAAUGUAUUAGUCUAUUUAUUUAUGUUUUGCACUUUUGGUAUAUUGCCUAAGAAAUUCUUCUCCUCCCCAAUGUUAUAAAGAUAUUAUAUUUUCUUCUAAAAGUGUUAUAAUGUCUCUUUUCACAUUUACUUCUUUAAGUCACUAGGAAUUAAUUUUUGAGUAUGGAU